UCUACAUGAGUUUAUAAUGUAGUUAGUGAUAAUUGAUCACCCGCAUAGCGUCAUUAAUUAUUAUCGGUUUCUUUUAUACGACAUUGCAUGAAAUAACCAAGAGGAUCUCGCCCCUCGCCGAGAUUGUGCAGAGCCGUCGUCAUGUUCGGGACGAAGCUGUGCUUGAUGCUUCUCUGCUGCGUCACGAAGGUGGUCUACGAGGUCGAAGGCACCGGAAACCCGUGCUGCGGACUGUGGGCGGACCACGGGCCGUGUGAGGCCUUAUUCCGGUAUUUCCACUACAACUUCAGUGCCCAGCGGUGCGAGAUGUUCAUCUACGGCGGCUGCGAAGGCAACUGCAACAAAUUCCGGACCGAAGACGAGUGCCGGUCCAAGUGCGACCGCGACCGGAACAGCGUAUAGCCCCGCCACGACGGGAACCCACUCGCGAGGGCAGCUGAGCUCGAGCACAAACCGUCGCUCCGGCAUCCCAACAACGGCUUCAUCUGCUGAAUGACGGAACUGUCGAACACCGCAUCAUCGUGGCGCAUUGUCGAGGUUACAAAAAAAAAACAUCACGUAUCGCAAUGUACGUCUCAGUUUGAAUCUGAUGUUUUGAGACAAAUGGAAUACAAAUUUUUGUUUUGGAAGAUAAAAUGCUUAUUUGCUUUGUGGAAACAAAUCCGUCACAUUAAUUAGCUUACUAAUCCAAAUGAAUUCCGAUUGUUUAUUAUUCGAUUAUCGUUUUAAUGAUUUAAAACAUUCCUGCUUGUAUGAAGCAGUAAUAAUUAUUUUUAAUAUAAUAUGCGGUAAUUUUAGCAGCUAGACAAAAAAAUAUUUUAUUGCAUUCACACACUAUGAAUUACAGUAAAUACACUAUCAAAGUUUUGAACCAAUUGAAAUAUUCUCCUGGUGGUAUUACAAAACUUUUUCUUGGCAAAUGGUUUCCAAAAAAAAUUUUCAAAGAAUUUUAAAAGAAUUUUUUUUUUUUUUUAACUUUUAUAUGCCACAACUGCUACUUGUAAAACAUAGGCAUAUAUUCCUAAUUAAUACAUGUUUUUUCUUUACCAUAUCAAUAUCAAUGACCAGUUUUGAAAAUGACUUUUUAAGACGUCAGAAAUGGUUUAAAAUAGCCGAUUAAAGUAAUAUAUUUUUAAUGUUGGUGUCCCCAUUUAACUGUAACUUAUGAACUCCAUACUACUCAUAACCCUACGGCCAUACACCCUCCACAAAAUUCGAAUCUGGGAUCGCUCUUGAUUGGUUAAGAAUCAGGGAAUAAAAUUCAGGAUUUGUUUGAGGGGGGUGGGGUGGAUAUAAUUCGGUUGCAGACAUAUUAGUUUUACCACUUUAUGAAUCCAACGUAGGCUCUAGUUAACACUAGGAAACACGAGAAUAAUUGGGACACACGUUAUUGCAAAUAAUGCGACGUAAAAGCAGGCGGGUGUACUGAUGUAAGUGCAUCAGAAUUUACACAUAUUUUUAAUUUUAUACACUACAUUAUUUUGAAAUUUACAGUCAAAAAUAUCUUGAAAAUGUUUCAACAUUCAUCUGAAACAGAAAAAUAAAUAUGUUUCAGCAAAAUGGACAUAGCGUUAUUACAUGUGUGUUUUAAAACAUACUCGCUUUCGCUCAAAGAGGAUUCGCACCAAAGUCCCACUACAUAAUGACUUUACCUACCCGAAUGAAACCUUUGGAGGAAAUUCUCCCUUAAUUCACUCUUAUGGGGUAUCGCCAUCCGAUAUAAUCCACACUGGUAAAUUAGUCAAAUCUUGACAUAGUUAAGCUUGGUCCAUAUGUGGCUUUGCCCUCCAAAUAUCUCCCGGUGGAUUCCGCUCCCAAAUUUCAAAUAGUGAGUUGUUAGCUACAAAAAAUAUACCUAGUAAUGAAUUUUCAAGAUAAAACUUCACCCUUGCUUUUAGUUGGAGUUUUAUAUUUAGAAAAAAAUCUGUAGAUCUCAUCAAUUUAGAUAGGCAUGCAGAGGAGAAAGACUGAAAUUGCAUGUUAAGUGUGAAAAAUAAUGGAAACACUUGUAAACAUUAGAUGAUUUAUCAUGUAUCCUAGAAAUUUGUUCUGUAUACAAACGGAAAUACACAAACAUUCACGAAA
This is a messenger RNA of Bacillus rossius redtenbacheri, 2085 nucleotides long. RefSeq names its product kunitz-type serine protease inhibitor 2-like. Gene Ontology annotation, molecular function: serine-type endopeptidase inhibitor activity. The record is from RefSeq and is a predicted model, not a curated record. Bases 142 to 402 code for a protein of 86 amino acids. The transcript is spliced from 2 exons. NCBI's taxonomy places the organism in Eukaryota, Metazoa, Arthropoda, Insecta, Phasmatodea, Bacillidae.